Messenger RNA from Erythranthe guttata (spotted monkey flower), 732 nucleotides. The record is from RefSeq and is a predicted model, not a curated record. Lineage: Eukaryota; Viridiplantae; Streptophyta; Magnoliopsida; Lamiales; Phrymaceae.
AAAUUAAAAUGGAAUCUACAACUAGUAGAUCCAAUUGCAAAAAGCACAAGAGGCACAUACAAUCCCAUGGGGUUUGCUCCAUUUGCCUAAGUGAAAAGCUCUCACAAUUAAUAUCCACACCUAUCACUAAUAACAACAACUCCUUAUCACCUCCACCUUCUUCUUCGUCUUCUUCGUACGAUCUUUCGUCUCUCUCUUCUUCUUCGAACCCUUCGUCGUGUUCUUCUCCGAUGGCGAUCGAAUAUUCGCGCCAACGACUAAUGGAGUCAUCGAAAAGCAGAAGAUCUACUAGGGUUUUCAAGAAUGUUGUGCUCAACAAGAGUAGAUCAAUGGCUUUCAUAAGCGACGAAAACGGGAAGAAUAUUAAACGAGGGUUUUGGUCGAAAUUCUUGCCGAAAACAAGAAAGGGAUUAUUGAUGCACUCAAAGACUAUGAGAGAAAGGGCCAUACAACAUUAAUUCAUUCAUUAGUUGAGUUUUUUUUUCUUUCUUUAUUUAUUUUUUUUAAAUAAUAAUUUAUCUAUCAAGAUCAUAAAAAUAUGGUUGGAUAGAUGAGAAAGUUUGAAUGUGUGAUAGAAAAAUCCUACAAUUAUUUAUUCAUUUGUUAUUUUGCAAAAUUUGUGUUAACUAAUUUCGAUAGAAACAUUACUUGGUGAUGUACUCAAAAGAUGAUUCUUUUAAUUGUAUAUUUGUUUAUUUUUGAAUUAAAUCUAGAUCUGGAUUUAUUUUCUUU